Messenger RNA from Striga hermonthica, 1071 nucleotides. NCBI's taxonomy places the organism in Eukaryota, Viridiplantae, Streptophyta, Magnoliopsida, Lamiales, Orobanchaceae. The record is from the annotation of a GenBank genome assembly.
AUGUCGCAGCUCAAAGGGAAGAAUAUAGAUUAUUUUUGCCUACGGUACGACGAACCUUACUUACACAUACCGGAUGAAUUGCUCGAGACGUGGAUUGCCACUCUCGUUAACCGAAAUGUUUGUCGGCUUCAUAUUGAUGUUAUCAGUGAUAUGCCUAUGUGCCUCUUUACUUGCAAAACCAUUGUUGAUUUGACUCUUAACGAGUCUUGUUGUCCCGUGCUGUUUGCUGGCAGUGUGUGUUUGCCUGUCCUCAAGAAACUUCGAAUGUACUAUGUUGUUAUGUCUGAUGAGUCUUUCAAGCAUCUGAUUGCUGGAUGUCCAAUGCUUGAGGAGUUCAUCAUUUGGAGGUCAUUUUCUUAUUUUUUGUCGGGCCGUUUUCUAUCUCCGCCUUCAUUAACUAGGCUUGAACUCAGGACGGAAACCAUUGAGUCAGUGAUGGAGACGGUAUUGACAGUAAAGUUAGAUACUCCUGCAGUUAGAUAUCACGACUUGACUGAUAUUAGAUCCGAGAAUUUCUCAGCUGUGGUGCUCGACUCCUUAAUUGAAGCAGAUAUAAGCAUUAGUAUGUUUGAUCCUGAUGAUAGCAUUGAUUCUCAUUCUAUGAUAGGAUUUCUCCGUAAACUACAUAAGGUGGAGUGCCUUACAUUGUCAGCUCCCUUGAUGGAGGAGGUUCCCGACUCAGCAUUUCAUGCGAUGGCUAUAAAGUUCCCUAAUUUAACCAAACUCAAAUUGUUUACUGAUUUUCGUUUUAUCUCAUUUUUCCUUGAAAAUGCUGAAAAUCUGGAAAUCAUCCAAAUCAAUCUUAGUGAUUGUGGUCACGGAUGUUGGAUUGAGCCAAGAAAUGUACCAGCAUGCUUGUUAUCACAUCUUAGAACAGUAUCAAUUCAUGGAUUUGAGUGUUUGGAGAGAGACUUUAACAUGGUAAGAUAUAUAUUGAAGAAUGCUAAAGUCUUGAGGAGGGUGGACAUAUAUACCCAAUCAUACUGUAAUUUGGAGAAAAGACAUGAAGCUCUCCAGAGAAUAUCAUUGUUUGAGAGACAAUCUGCGGCUUGCCAGCUUGCUUUUCAGUAA